AUGGAGUCCGCGCUACUGGAGUUCGGUGCGAUAGUGGCGCUGUCAUCCGACCGCUACAGCAGCCUGCCCCACCUCGAUAACUCCGAGUCCGGCUACGUGCGCGAUAGUCUGGAGACGCUGAUAGACCAGAUGUGGCCCCUGGAAGACCAGCUUGGCAACCUGCAGUCAUACCAGGACUUCGCGUUCCUGCUGGAGCACAUCACCGACGCGGUCGAUGGUCACGUAGCAUCGCGGGGUUCCGGGUACAACCGGUAA
Geodia barretti is the source of this 255-nucleotide messenger RNA. Lineage: Eukaryota; Metazoa; Porifera; Demospongiae; Tetractinellida; Geodiidae. The record is from the annotation of a GenBank genome assembly.